AUGGUCUCGCCGGUCAGCUUCGACGUCUUCUCUCGCUGCGCACGUGCUUUUCUGCUGCCGGCCGACCUCUUGCCCUACCUUCUGGCUGCGCGAGCCAUCGACCGCGCCGACCCUUCGGUGUCCGCGCUCGCUGUCGAGGCUCGUGUUCGUGAGAGAUUGCACGGCUGGCUGCUGCCGCUGGUGCAGCAAGGCAUGGUCUGCCCCUUCGCUAACUCCGAGGUGCGACGUCCUCACGUGGCCUGGGUGCCGUUUGUGCGCGACCUGCCAGACGCCGCGCGCCGCCUCUGGAACUGCUUCGCAGGCGAGAUCGACGACCUUUCCGAGUUCGCCUUCCAUGUUGGUGUGCGGCGCACGGAGAUCCUGGCAUAUCUCAAUCGCGCUCAUCCCGUUGCGGCCGCCCUCCGUGAGAUCCUGCCCUAUGCGCGCGACCUUCUUUGCUUGCUCCAGGUGAGCCCUUUCGACGACCGCCGGCCUCUCUCGGUGCCCGAGGUCGAUCUUGCAGGACGCGUUCUGCGGUCGUCCACGUGCAGUCACGAGCGCAUGGUCUUCUUCAUGGUGCAUCUCUGCUUCGAGGGCUAUCACGUGGUGCUGAGCUUCGCGGAGGAGUCGCCUGCCUUGCAUCCUGCCGACGAGGCUGGGACGGUUGCCCCAAGUGUCGACUGCAUGCUUGCGCGCAUCCCCUGGCGCCCUGAGGCCGCUGGCGGUGUUGCGCCAUCCCGGUCCGCCUCCUUUGCCAUGCAUGCGCGCUUUCGGGGCCCUUUCGAUGUUGACGACUUGUCUAACUAG
Molecule: messenger RNA, 786 nt
Organism: Symbiodinium natans
Lineage: Eukaryota; Dinophyceae; Suessiales; Symbiodiniaceae
Source: the annotation of a GenBank genome assembly